Molecule: messenger RNA, 1446 nt
Organism: Caenorhabditis bovis
Lineage: Eukaryota; Metazoa; Nematoda; Chromadorea; Rhabditida; Rhabditidae
Source: the annotation of a GenBank genome assembly
AUGACGGACGAGGAGCCGACGAUCUCAAUCUCGAAGCUAAUCGGCUCGGCGAAUCGCGAGAAAAUGAGCAGGAAACUCGGCGAGCUCGAGGUUCAAAUGCCCGGUUUUCGACAGCUAAUCGGCGGAUUUCAGAAGAAGGUGGCGUCGUCGACUAGCGAUUCUUUGCCAAAAUCCAAUAUUCAGCUUCAAAUCGACAAAUUCAAUGAGAUCGACAACAACAACAACAAUAACAGCAACAAGACGCGACGGAUGUCAUUGGUGCACACCAGCAGCAAAAACGAUAUGGUGCGAUUGUUGAAUCUCGAGAAUAAGCGGCUUCGCGCCGAACUCGACGACUACAAAAAUUCGACGAUCACAAAGAAGGAGCACGACAGGAGGAUUGUGCAAAUUGCCGAUCGAUGUAAAAAAGAGCUGCAGGAGCUCAAAAGCGAGUUCAACGAGAAGCUCAUCGAGAAGGAUCGGAUCAUUCGCGAGCAGCACAACGAGCUGGUCGACCUCAAGGGACAAAUUCGGGUAGCCGUCAGGAUUCGUGAUUCCUUAUCGAAAAUUGUAUGCUGCAAAUCGGAGGUCCGUUUGGAUCCCAAUGGACAGCCUUAUCAAUUCGAGCACGUCUUCGCGCCGACAUUGAAGCAACUCGACGUCUUCAAAGAGAUCAAAGAGCUCAUCCAGAGUGUGCUCCAUGGCUACAACGUGUGUCUGGUCGCCUACGGGCCAACGGGAAGCGGCAAGACGUUCACGAUGUUCGGCGAGUCCGACAAUGAAGGUGUCGUGCCGCGUUCGAUUCGUUUCCUACUCGAGCAGUCAUCCAAGGAUCUCGCCGACAUCGGAUGGCAGUUUCGAUUCUCGGCCUCCUACGUCGAAGUCUACAAUGAAGAGGUGUUCGAUCUUCUCGACGAUCGCAAAAAACUCAAAAUCGCUAUCGGAAGCGCGCCGAGCGUCAAAAAGUUGCCGAUUCGAUGUCUCGAAGACGUCGACGUGAUACUCGCGCACGCCGGCGAUCAUCGUUCGACAGCGGCGACCGGCUGCAACGAGUUGUCGUCGCGCUCGCACGCGCUAUUCGACGUCCACGUCGAAUCGAUCAACUCGACGACCGGCGAGAACGCGAAGUGCACACUGACGCUCGUCGAUCUCGCUGGAUCGGAGCGCGUUCGCGAUUGCGGCGCCACCGGCGAACGAUUCGUCGAGCUCACCAACAUCAAUCAAUCGUUGACGACACUGAAGAAGUGCAUUCGGGCGCAAAUGAUGAGGUCGUCGCACGUGCCGUUUCGCGAGAGCAAACUCACCGCACUGCUGAGGCUGUUCCUCGGCAAUGGCUCGGCGAAGACGAUGUUCAUUGCGCAUCUGAAUCCGUCGGACGUCGCCGAGACGAAACGGACGCUCGAGUUCACCGCAGAGUUACGAUCGACGAGUGUUGGAAGAGCUCAAGUACAAAGGAAGGAAGUCUGA